Messenger RNA from Pelodiscus sinensis (Chinese soft-shelled turtle), 2992 nucleotides. The record is from RefSeq and is a predicted model, not a curated record. NCBI's taxonomy places the organism in Eukaryota, Metazoa, Chordata, Testudines, Trionychidae.
UGACUCUGUUUCUCUGCGGCUUUGCUCUCUAACGCUUCCCUUUCUCCACAGGAACAUCUUCCCUUCCAACCUGGUGUCUGCGACAUUCCGCUCAUACGCCACGCGCUACAGGGAGCUGAAGAGGAAGAACAUCACCAAUGAGUCAGGAGUCAUCAAUGAAACCCUCACAGAGAAGGUUCCCUGGGGAGAUGAGGUGGAAGGGAUGAACAUCCUGGGGUUGGUGGUUUUUGCCAUCGUCUUUGGUAUCGCUCUGCGGAAACUCGGGCCCGAGGGGGAGAACCUGAUAAAGUUCUUCAACUCCUUCAACGAAGCCACCAUGGUGCUGGUCUCCUGGAUCAUGUGGUACGCUCCCCUUGGUAUCAUGUUCCUGGUGGCUGGCAAGAUCGUGGAGAUGGAGGAUGUGGUGGUUCUCUUCACCAGCCUGGGCAAGUACAUCUGUUGCUGUAUCUUGGGGCAUUUCAUCCACGGAUUCAUCUUCCUCCCGGCUAUCUACUUCGUCUUCACCCGCAGGAACCCCUACAGGUUCCUCUGGGGCAUCUUCACAGCGCUGGCCACUGCCUUCGGCACCUCUUCCAGCUCCGCCACGUUGCCUCUGAUGAUGAAAUGCGUCGAGGAGAACAACGGCGUCUCCAAGCACAUCAGCCGCUUCAUCCUACCCAUCGGGGCCACAGUCAACAUGGACGGGGCCGCCCUCUUCCAGUGCGUGGCGGCCGUCUUCAUCGCCCAGCUGAACAACAUCCCGCUCAACUUCAUCCAGGUCAUCACCAUCCUUGUCACCGCGACCGCCUCCAGCGUGGGAGCUGCGGGGAUCCCGGCCGGCGGCGUCCUCACUCUCGCCAUCAUCCUGGAAGCUGUUGGGCUGCCGACCAAUGACAUCUCCCUCAUCCUGGCUGUGGAUUGGCUUGUAGACCGCACCUGCACCGUCCUCAACGUGGAAGGAGACGCCUUCGGAGCCGGCCUCCUGCAGGUGUACACGGAGAAGACGAUGGGGAAGGCUGAUGGUGAGGAGCUGAUGGAGAUCAAGACAGACGCCCCGGGCCCUGGCAAGGCCGUGGGCGAGGAGGAGGGGUCCCCACUGAUCAAGAGAGACAGCCCCCUGCCAGCUGUUGGCUCCUUCGAGAAGGAGUCUGUGAUGUGAUCGGAGCCUGAGUUAUUCUGGUCGGAGACUUUCGGGUUUUUAGGAUUCUUUUUUAAAGACUUGACCUUCGGGACACAGUGCAUCUUCUGCUGUUUUUAAGCCUUGAACGUCUUGGGCAGAGGAGUGCGGGGGGUAGGGGGGGCUGAUUGGCUCCAGACCCCCUCUAGUGUGAUCCCCGCAUCUGACUCCUGUUCCAGGGCAAGGGUCAGGCUGUGCUCUCAGCCCCACCUUACUCCUUUUACACAUGGAUCCUAUUCUCUGACUUAGGGGCUAAUUCAGUCGCUCGCUGCCUCCGAGCCUCCCUUGUCUGCCCUCCCUCCCUUCCCGUAAAACUUUCUGGACCAAACAAGCAACAGCACUGACUUCUCUGCCUUACAUGUGCCAAAGCAACUGGUGUUUCCUGAACCACCGGUAACUCUACUUUGCUUGUGCGUGCGGAGGCCGGCUGGCUCCUGGGUCCUUCUGCCCUCUCCUUGCUUGAAACACUUGCUGCUCUAGCCCAGCAGAUGAGAUUGUCCCCCCCCACCCUCCCUUCCACGUGGCUGACUCAGCGGUGGCCUGCUGGGCAGCAGUUGCAGGAUGGUGAUGGAGCAGCUUGUACCUUUGUCUGUGUGGUCCAGUCCUGUCGCCCCAGGCCCGGAGGAGCCGGUGGAGUCGUGUCUGUCCCGUGCUCUUUUGGUGUCCCGAGUGCCAGCGACUCCGGCCGGGCUGACGUAAUUUAUUUUGCUAUUUAAAUGAUGCGCGUGAGUUAGUCUCCAGACCAGCCUUGGGGGGGAGCCCUCAAACAGCACCAGAGAGCUGGGGGCAGCCCAUGGCGAUGGGACAACUCCAAGCCCUGCUACUGGGGCAGGAUGCUCCCACCCAGGGUUACAGCUCCAUGCGGACGUGUCAGCCCUCUGGGUUUCUGGCUGUGCUUCCUCUGGCACGUCUCCCUCCUUCGCUGUUCCCCUGCCAGCUGGGGCCUGCUGCUCUUGCCCGGGCCGUGACCAGCUCUCUGGGGGCAACAGCCUGACUGGGGCCUGUCGGGCCUGGCCAUGGCUAAGCUGCUACCUCUGUCCAGCAGGCUGGCUUGUGUGGAUCUCUGCUGUAUCCACGAUGGGGGCAGGCAGGGAUGUUAGCAGGCCCUGCUGAGGGUGUUUGCUGCACUGGCCAGCUCGGGCAGGACACAUCCUAGGUACGAGCCCCUGCCCUACUGAGCUAGUGUCCCUGGCUGCUUCCCCCUCGGCAGGGGUGAGUGUCUGUUACUCAAGUUCUUGUAAUGUUGGUUUUACUUGAGCUGCUGGAGGACCUUGGUCUGCGCCCAAGGGUCCCUCCGCUGGGGCUGGGGGAGCCUCUGUAGCUGGGAGAGGAGAUGCUAGAGCUGCCUGUUGUCUUGUCGUCCCUCCCACCAGGCUGCAGUUCUCUGCUAACCCUAGGCUGGGGCUGAGCCCAUCUCUGCUUCUGGCCUGGCCUGGAGCUGCUGCCUCCUUUCUCUCAAGAAAUCUGAGCUACCUGGAGAGGGGAGGUGUCAUGCUCUCCUCCCCCGCCCUUGCCGUCCUGCCACCAGGCCACCUGCUGAGGCUUAGCUCCUCUCCUUAAGUCAUCCCCUCUAGUCCCGUCUAAGUGAGAACAGCCUCCAGUCGCUCCCGGCUGGGGGGCUCCUUUAAGGCUGCUGGAGACACUGGCACCAAGUUGGCGCUUUAGGGCGCUAAGUGGCCUUGCGCUGGGUUUUCCUCUGGUUGCGGCCUCCAUAGCAACCUGCUGCUACCGGGCAGGCUCGUCACUACACCUGAGGGAAGAAACUGGAGCCGUGGGCAACAUGCCACAACUGCAAAGAACCAGAGCUGCUGAGACAAUAAAACCAGACUGAACGUG